Molecule: messenger RNA, 1670 nt
Organism: Caenorhabditis sp. 36 PRJEB53466
Lineage: Eukaryota; Metazoa; Nematoda; Chromadorea; Rhabditida; Rhabditidae
Source: the annotation of a GenBank genome assembly
AUGGCAAAAGAGGAGGAUGAGAAGUGUCUCAAGUGCGUUUUCGUCGGCAACGCCACCGUCGGAAAAACGUCGAUGAUAAAGAGCUACACGAGGAAUGAGUACCCGCAAAAGUACGAGCCGACCGCGUUCGACAACUAUUCGGUCGUGGUCCUGGUGGACAAGAAGCCGAUCCGAUUGCAACUUCAUGACACCGCCGGACAGGUAAUUCUCAAUUUACUCACUUAUGUUCUGCGUUAUUCUUGCCACCGGGCCCACUGCUUUCAUUGGCGCGAUUGAGGUUUCCAUGAGCAGUUGGCGGAUAGACGUUAUGUUUCCUGAAAGGUACUGUUGCUACACGCCAAACUUAGUAUUAGACCGGAAAAGCUUACCAAGUUUUUGAAAGUUAUAAGGAAGAGACUGAACGGUAGUGGUUCUGAGCGGAGCAACACUCGAAGUCGCCUUAAUUCUUUGGACGUGAGGAGGCAUUUUACGAGCUGUUGGCUGAUUGAAACGUCGUACAGGCCAUCUGAAGACAUUUCACGUUAGCUAUACCUAUAACCCUUUUCGAUAAGCUAACCUUUGAUAAGUGGCAGAUCCUAACUGGAAAAAAGUGAGAGAGUAUAAGAGUACUGUAGCUGGAAGCAUCAUGGAGUGCGAAUCUUGGUUCUGAUUCGGAAAUGAGAAGCCGGCUCGGAUCGGAUAGAAUAUAACGGCCUCGUUUUAUGGUAGAAAUUGGACAAGAAAUUGGAACGCAAACAUUGUCUUCGCGAGGUGACAGGGUCGGAUGUCAAAUCGAAAAUAGAGACGGACAAGCACAAUGGCGGACGCAGAUCCGAUCCCUCCGAGAUGCCGGAUGCGUUUGCGCCGAACCGGACGGAAAGAAAGACAAACCGGAACAGAGAUUUGGCACCUGAGAGAAGGAGUCUGUCGGCUGCUGGGGUCUGUACGGCUGAAACUUGUCUAUGCUUAAAGAACCAGGAAUCCCAUCAAGUUUAUGCUUCUGUCUGACUCAAAUUUUAUGGUUCAAUUAAACUUUUAGUCUUGCCACAGAAGAUUUUUUAAAGCUGCUCUUUUUGAAGAUGUUUGAAAUGCGUGUGCAUUGCGAAAGGUUUGCUAGUUCCACAAUUUUCUUUAUUUAGUCUCAAAACCUAAAAAACAAAUUUUAAUUUUCAGUCCUCUCUCGACUCGCUCCGUCCGUUGUGUUACGCGGAAGCGGACGUCUUCGUCAUUGUGUAUUCCGUCGUCGAUUUGCGCUCAUUCGAAGAUGCGACACAUCGUUGGUAUCCGGAAAUCACCAAGAAGAACCAAGGAACCAAACGUCAGUUUCUUGCAAAUCCCCCUCUUUCCCCCAUUCGUCGUCAUCUUUCAGUGAUUCUCGUUGGAACUCAAGUCGACCGGCGAUGGCAAGUCCGCGGGGGUACGGUGACGACGCUACGUGGCAAGGCGUUGGCGGAACGCAUCGGAGCAGAGUUCUUCGAAUGUUCCGCCCUCACGCAACACAAUUUGAAGCAGGUCUGAAAACAAACGGAGGGCCGAGAGAAACGAAUGAGUUCCAGAUGUUUGAUGCGGCGAUAUUGGCGGGUCUUGAGAGCAAAAAGAAUAGAGAGAAGCGGUCGAAUUUCUACACAAAGUCUUCGAAAAUCAAGGAGCGAGUGCAGAGAUUCAUCUCGCGAACCCGCAACUUCAUCUGA